Danio aesculapii is the source of this 740-nucleotide messenger RNA. RefSeq names its product FGFR1 oncogene partner 2 (gene fgfr1op2). Gene Ontology annotation, biological process: response to wounding. NCBI's taxonomy places the organism in Eukaryota, Metazoa, Chordata, Actinopteri, Cypriniformes, Danionidae. The record is from RefSeq and is a predicted model, not a curated record.
CGACACGACCACAGCAGCAGGAAGUGUAGGAACUGACCCGUUGCUGUUGAUAAGGAAUGACCUGUACAUUAGAGAAGGUUCUGGCCGAUGCCAAAUCACUGGUGGAGAGACUCCGGGAUCAUGACAGUGCUGCUGAGAUCCUGAUUGAACAAACCACACUGCUCAACAAGAGAGUGGAGGCCAGAUCUCAGUAUCAGGAAGAGAUCGAGGUGUUAAACCAGGUUGCGAGGCAUCGGCCACGUUCAACUCUAGUCAUGGGAAUCCAACAGGAAAAUCGGCAAAUACGAGAACUACAGCAAGAAAACAAAGAGCUGCACACGUCUCUGGAGGAGCAUCAGUCCGCGCUGGAGCUGAUCAUGAGCAAUACAGGGAGCAAGUGUUUCCGCCUUCUGAUGGCCAGCAAAAAAGAGGAUCCCACCAUCGUCACGCAGCUCAGAGAAAGCACACGAACGUCAGAGAUGCAAGCGCACAUCGAAAAAAUCAACGAAAUGGCCACGGUGAUGAGGAAAGCCAUCGAGGUGGAUGAAGGACGACUGUGUGAGGAUGAGGAGAGAAUCAAACGCCUGGAGCUGGAGAACAGUGGCCUGCGAGAGCUUCUGGGAAUCAGUCGAGAAGCGUUCUUUUUCUUGCUGCUGAAGAGAGACGAUACAUCAGACAGCAACAUCUCUGUCACCGCUGCUCACCAAGCACAGACAUCAGCCCUGAGGAGAGCUGAAGACAAAACCAGCGUUCAGGGAUGA